UGGACCAGCGCUCACUGUGGACCACUGGAGACUCGCCGGAGAAUUUAGAGGGAAAAAAAAGCAAACAAACCAAACAAACGAAAAACAAGAAUGAAUUCUGAAGAGUGUUCCAUAACAGAGGACAGCUCUUCACGUCUGGAGAGAGGACAGAGGGACAAUGGCACCAGUAUGAGUUUCCAGAAGCAUCACGAAGGAUCCAUCCAAGUCCCUAUCCCUUGGGCUGUAUUGGCCGUGGUCAUCAUCACUUCCUUAAGUAUAACUAUCAUUGCCUUGCAAGUGGGCAAGUACAAUUGCCCUAGCCUGUAUAACAAUUUGGAGUCAUCUGAGCACCAUGUUGCUUCCUGCGAGGAUGAUUGGGUUUCAUACCAGAGGAAAUGCUACUUUUUCUCCAGCACAACCAGGAGUUGGCCCUCAGCCCAAAACUCCUGUUCUAAAGAUGGUGCUACUCUUGCUGUUAUUGAUUCCAAAAAGGACAUGGUAUUUCUGAAGCGAUAUGCUGGUGGACUGGAACAUUGGAUCGGGCUGAAAAAUGAAGCUAAUCAGACAUGGAAAUGGGCAAAUGGCAAAGAAUUUAACAGCUGGUUCAACCUGACGGGGUCUGAGGGGUGUGCGUCCCUAAACAACACAGACGUUGCUGCCGUCGACUGUGCGGCUAACUUACACUGGGUCUGCAGCAAAUCCUCCAGAUGACAAGGAAGCAGGAGUCUCUGCAGGACUGUGCCUCGGCACCACAGGAAACUCGGUGACUGGAUGCUCCCCUGUGGUUAAAUAUCCCACAGAGACCUCACAAACCAACUUCACACCGUCUUUGAACUCCUCCAGACAGGACUGUGGGACACGAGGGAGAGGAACUCCAGGAUGAUCCCUUUGACCAUGACCUGAAAAUGUCACCUGCUGACUGAUAAUCACAUCAAACAGUGAGAGGACAGCUACGAAGCCUCGUAGAUGCACUUUAUAUUUUAAAUCUAGAAUGAAUAAAAUGACUAGCUUUAGAGUAACUAUUUAUUGCUGAAGCGCUUUCAUACAUUUGCACUAUUUGAAGUUUUGGUGGUUGUAAAAGCUAAAUACUGAUACAGGAAAUUUUGACUGAUUAAUGAUUUUCUUAAACUCAAGAAGUAUUCACAAGUAGACCAAUGCUCAUGAAACCAAGCUUUGUAGGAGCUCCCUCCAUUUACAGACCUUUGUCGCAUUAGUUUUUCAACUCUCUUCCCCCAGAGUAUAAGGAUUACCUUUUCUUUAACUUCCUCAGUGUAGACAGCUCAUUUCCAAUGGUAGUUGUUUUUUAGUCUUUAACGGUCUUCUCUGUUGUGUAUUUCAAAGAAGAGACAAAAGCACGGCAUAUGAGGAAUAUUUGUAAAGCAGAUUUCAAAGUGCUGGAAAAAAAAGGUGCAAUAUGUGUCUCGACAGGUCUCUGUCAGGACGUACGCCAUGUGGUUUGACCCUGGAAUAGUUCCCGUCUUGUCGCGUAAUUUGUUUGUUUCCGUCCAAGUUUGUGAUGUCACACACAGUACUGUGUUCAAAGU
Psammomys obesus (fat sand rat) is the source of this 1523-nucleotide messenger RNA. Its product is annotated as early activation antigen CD69-like. NCBI's taxonomy places the organism in Eukaryota, Metazoa, Chordata, Mammalia, Rodentia, Muridae. The transcript is spliced from 5 exons. Gene Ontology annotation, cellular component: external side of plasma membrane. Bases 91 to 690 code for a protein of 199 amino acids. The record is from RefSeq and is a predicted model, not a curated record.